UAAAGUAAUAUUUUAUAAAAUAUCCCCAAAAUUCACAAAUAUUUAUACGAGGUAGGUUCUGGAAGAGAAGUUAUAAUGUUGAAACCGUCGAGGAGUCUGUAUAAAUUGUGCUCAGUCAUGCUCUCUUCUCACACGCCUAAUCGCCGGAUAGCCUCGGAAGCUGCAACGAAAAGAGCACGAACAAUGACAACUGAUUCAUCAUCUCCAAACCCAAUUGAAGCUGCUUUCUCGGGUUAUGCUGACUACCUCAAUCAACUGAAUGACAAAAGGGAAAGGGUGGUGAAAGCAAGUCGGGAUAUUACCAUUAAUAGCAAAAAGGUCAUAUUUGAGGUGCACAGGAUCAGUAAACACAACAAAGAGAAAGUUUUGGAGAAGGCAAACAAGAAUCUAGCUGCUGUGGUAGAUCAGCACAUCUCCCGAUUAGUAAAAGAACUCAACGGAACUGAUUUUUGGAAACUAAGACGAGCAUAUUCUCCAGGGAUACAAGAAUACGUUGAGGCUGCCACAUUUUAUAACUUCUGCAGAACUGGGAGCCUAUUAACACUUGACGAGAUGAAUGCUGCAUUAUUACCGUUGAGUGAUCCAUUUUCGAAGCCACUGAAGAUUAAUGUCCUUGAUUAUCUGCUGGGGCUUGCUGACUUAACAGGAGAGCUAAUGAGGUUGGCAAUAGUUCGACUUUCCGAUGGUGAACUUGAGUUUGCUGGGAAGAUAUGCAGGUUUGCUCAAGAGAUUCACAGACAUAUGACUGUUCUUGCCCCAAACAUGGACGGCGAUACAGACAUGACAUUCAAGAUGGAUACAAUGCUUCAAAGUGUAAUGAAAAUAGAAAAUGCCUGUUACACCGUUCAUGUUAGAGGGUCAGAGAAUAUCCCUCUCCUUGGAAGCAUGGAUCCCAGCUACCCGAUGAUGUUGCCUGACCUUGAGUGAUGAUAUAAACUCUGUAGAUUUCCCUUUGCUGAAAUUUGUAAGUUAAUUGGAGCCUGAUAGUUGGCUCCUUCUAAGCAGGGAAAUUAAAAGUUGCUGUUUACUUUUUUCUUCAGACUGUUUUUUGGGUAGAAGAUGAAGCAUGCAAGGUUUCUGAUAGCUAAAACUUGAGACGGAAUUAUUAUAUUAGGAUAUUAUAUGAGAAGAUUUAUGUUGU
Daucus carota subsp. sativus is the source of this 1141-nucleotide messenger RNA. RefSeq lists its product as uncharacterized. The transcript is spliced from 7 exons. NCBI's taxonomy places the organism in Eukaryota, Viridiplantae, Streptophyta, Magnoliopsida, Apiales, Apiaceae. The record is from RefSeq and is a predicted model, not a curated record. Gene Ontology annotation, cellular component: cytoplasm; nucleus. Gene Ontology annotation, molecular function: sequence-specific DNA binding; RNA endonuclease activity; RNA binding. The coding region runs from base 76 to 927 and encodes 283 amino acids.